AACACAAAUCCUUCUUUCUAAUCCUAAAAAAAUGGCUUCACAAAAACCAAAUCCCUAAAAACAUCCUCUUCUAAAUUCCAUUUCCACCACUCUCAUUUUCAAAAAAUGAGAUAAGGUCACAAAACAAAUAUCUCAACUUCACAUUCUACUCUCCUCUAAUGGCUACAUCUCUUUCUUCUGUAAUUCACAUCACAUUUCUUGACACCAAAACAACACAAAGAAGAUUCAUCACUCCUUCAAAAUCUCAUAGAAAAUUUCUCGUAAAUUCAUCAAAAUCUACUCCAGAUACACCUCUCACACCAAUUUCCGACAACAAAAAAAACUCAUCUUUAUCCGACCAACUUGCUUCUCUUGCAAACACAACCUUAUCCACUGUCCCAGAAGACCAACCCGAAAUCUUAUCAAAACCAAAUCCAACAUGGGUCAAUCCCACUAAAGCUAAACGUCCUAUGUUGUCUCAGCAGAAACAAAAACGUUCUUCUGUUUCAUAUAAUCCACAGUUAAGAGAGUUUCAACAGUUUGCUCAGAGAUUGAACAACUGUGAUUUGUCUAAUGAAGAAGAAUUUAUGGCUUGUUUGGAAGAAAUUCCAACAACUUCACUUAGUAGAGUAAAUGUUCUAUUGGUGCUUAAUAGUUUGAGACCAUGGCAGAAGACUUAUAAGUUCUUGAAUUGGAUCAAGAGUAAGGAUUUGAUUCCUAUGGAAACUAUAUUUUAUAAUGUUACAAUGAAGUCUUUGAGAUUUGGGAGACAGUUUGGGAUUAUAGAAGAGCUUGCACUCCAGAUGAUUGAUAAUGGGAUUGAAAUGGAUAACAUUACUUACUCAACUAUUAUAAGUUGUGCUAAGAAGUGUAAUCUUUUUGAUAAAGCUGUGCAUUGGUUUGAGAAGAUGUACAAGAUGGGGUUGAUGCCUGAUGAGGUAACUUUUUCGGUUAUUUUAGAUGUUUAUGCUAGGUUAGGUAAGGUUGAAGAAGUUGUUAGUUUGUUUGAGAGAGGGAGGGCAACUGGGUGGAAGCCUGAUCCGAUUACAUUUUCGGUGUUGGGGAAGAUGUUUGGGGAGGCUGGUGAUUAUGAUGGGAUUAGAUAUGUUUUGCAGGAGAUGAAGUCUCUUGGAGUGCAGCCUAAUUUAGUUGUGUAUAAUACUUUGUUGGAAGCAAUGGGUAAGGCGGGGAAGCCGGGGUUUGCGAGGAGCUUGUUUGAAGAAAUGGUUGAUUCGGGGAUAGCUCCGAAUGAGAAGACUCUAACUGCGGUAAUUAAGAUAUAUGGAAAGGCUAGGUGGUCUAAAGAUGCUUUGGAAUUGUGGAAACGAAUGAAGGAAAACGGUUGGCCUAUGGAUUUUAUGUUGUAUAAUACAUUGUUGAGUAUGUGUGCAGAUGUUGGAUUACUCGAAGAAGCUGAAACUCUGUUUAAAGAUAUGAAACAGUCUGAGUAUUGCAAGCCAGAUAGUUGGAGUUACACGGCUAUGCUAAACAUAUAUGGGAGUGAAGGAGAUGUGGUUAAGGCAAUUAAAUUGUUUGAAGAGAUGUGUAAGUUAGGUAUUGAACUCAAUGUGAUGGGGUGUACUUGUUUGAUUCAGUGCUUGGGAAAGGCCAUGGAAAUUAAUGAUUUGGUCAAAGUUUUCAACAUUUAUGUUGACAGAGGAGUUAAGCCAGAUGAUAGAUUAUGCGGUUGUUUGUUAUCUAUUGUGUCACUUUCUCAAGGUAGCAAGGAUCAAGAAAAAGUCCUUGGUUGUUUGCAGCGAGCUAACCCGAAAUUGGUUGCCUUUAUUCAACUAAUUGCUGAUGAGGAAACUAGUUUUGAGACUGUCAAGGAAGAGUUUAAGAGUAUAAUGAGCAAUGCUGUGGUUGAGGUGAGAAGACCCUUCUGCAAUUGCUUGAUUGACAUAUGUAGAAACAAAGAUCUCCUAAAAAGAGCCCACGAGUUGCUCUACUUAGGGACUUUAUAUGGAUUCUACCCAACUUUGCACAACAAAACACAAUAUGAAUGGUGUUUAGACGUUCGAACAUUGUCGGUUGGGGCAGCUCUAACUGCACUUGAAGAGUGGAUGGCUACACUUGCCAAAAUUGUUAAGCGAGAUGAGGCAUUACCGGACUUACUCCUAGCACAAACUGGUACCGGUGCUCAUAAGUUUGCACAUGGACUCAAUAUUUCUUUUGCCUCUCAUUUGAGAAAAUUGGCUGCUCCAUUUAGGCAGAGCGAGGAUAAAGUCGGUUGUUUUAUUGCCACGAAAGAAGAUUUAGUCUCCUGGGUGGAAUCAAACUCACCGUCGGAAUUUGUUGCAACAUAAGAUGGUGGCAAAGUUCGAUGACAUUCACUUUUUUUGUUGUAGCUAAUACAUAUAUAAGUGAUUUUUGGUAUCACUAGAAAUGUAACACACCCUAAAAUCUAGUACUCCUUUUCAUUUUUGGUAGAUUGCAUUAUUUAAGUUUUGGUAGAUAUUUGGAUGCUUGAAAGAUGUCAACAUGAAAAUAUUUAGGUGUUUAAUGAUGUCAUUGUAACAAUCUGUUGUGUAAUUUCGGUUCUAGAGGUAUGCAGCAAACUCAAAUUAUGUUUUAUGAAUUUCAAUUAAAAAUAGUCUUUCACUCAA
Trifolium pratense (red clover) is the source of this 2585-nucleotide messenger RNA. Its product is annotated as pentatricopeptide repeat-containing protein At5g46580, chloroplastic. NCBI's taxonomy places the organism in Eukaryota, Viridiplantae, Streptophyta, Magnoliopsida, Fabales, Fabaceae. Bases 159 to 2285 code for a protein of 708 amino acids. The record is from RefSeq and is a predicted model, not a curated record. Gene Ontology annotation, molecular function: protein binding. The transcript has a single exon.